Molecule: messenger RNA, 1602 nt
Organism: Sorex araneus (European shrew)
Lineage: Eukaryota; Metazoa; Chordata; Mammalia; Eulipotyphla; Soricidae
Product: endogenous retrovirus group K member 6 Gag polyprotein-like
Exons: 1
Coding region: 6-1358 (450 amino acids)
Biological process (GO): viral process
Molecular function (GO): zinc ion binding; nucleic acid binding
Source: RefSeq, a predicted model, not a curated record
GCCCUAUGCCUUCGGCUCCCCCGCCCCCGCCAUACGCACGGGGGACGGAAGGAGCCCAUGCAUCCCGAACAUCUUUAUUUUCUGCUGACCUGCAUAAGCAGAUGAGACUAGCCUUUCCUGUCUUUGAGGGAGAUGGGAAUGGAAGAGUUCAUGCUCAGGUAGAAUUCAAUCAGAUUAAAGAGUUGGCAGAAGCGGUCAGAAAAUAUGGGGCCAAUGCCAAUUAUACCAUUUCCCUACUUGAAAGACUGGCCCGGGAUAGGAUGACCCCCCGAGACUGGCAAGAUGUGGCCAAGGCCACGCUCCCCAGUAAUGGGAAAUUUUUAGAAUGGAAAGCCCUCUGGUACGAUGCGGCCCAAGACCAAGCCCGUGCAAAUCGCAACUCCCUAGAGGCUGCACAACAUGCAUGGACUGCUGACAUGCUUACCGGACAGGGAGUGCAUGCUGAUGAUCAAAUAAAUUUCCCUUGGGGGGUAUACACGCAAAUCUCCUCCUUGGCCAUCAAGGCCUGGAAGGGACUCUCAGCGAAAGGGGAGUCGGGCAACCAACUCACUAAGAUUGUUCAGGGCCCCCAGGAACCCUUCUCAGACUUUGUAGCUCGGAUGACUGAUGCAGCGGCCCGUAUUUUUGGAGACUCUGAUAUGGCCGCCCCCCUCCUUGAACAAUUGAUUUUCGAGCAGGCCACUAAGGAAUGCAGGAGUGCUAUCACCCCACGGAAAGGCAAGGGGCUCCAGGAUUGGCUAAAAAUUUGUCGAGAGAUUGGAGGCCCUCUCUCAAAUGAGGGUUUGGCCGCUGCUAUUCUUUGUGCGCAGCGCCCCCCUACCUCCGGUCCGCUUAAGGAGAGGACCUGUUUCAAUUGUGGAAAACUGGGUCACUUUAAAAGGGACUGUCGAGCCCCUAGGGCCCCCCCCAGAUUAUGCUCCCGCUGUGGAAAAGGGAAUCACCCUGCAGAACAAUGCCGCUCCAUUAGGAACUUCCGGGGCCAAUUACUUCCUCCCUUGCACCCCACUGAGUCAAAAAACGGCUUCAGGGGCCCUCGGACCCAGGGCCCGAACAAAUAUGGGACCAGGUUCGUCAAGGAAGGGCCCACUCUCCAGCCCCCCCCCCCCCCCCCGAGUCACCCAACUGGACCUCCGUGCCACCGCCGCCGUCACCAUAACCCCAGAGUCUGGGGUGCAGGCUGUUCCGGCUACUCUGUCAGCCAAGGCUCCUCCCGGCUGCCUUGGCAUUCUAGUGGGACGAAACACCCUAACCAAACUUGGGUUUAUUGUUUUCCCGGGGGUGCUGGAUUUGGGUCAGGCCGAUUUCACUAUUCUCUGCUCUUGCCCCACGGGAACCUUUGUCAUCAAAGCAGGCGAUAGGAUAGCCCAGGUUAUCCUUUUCCCAGCUGCUUUUCAGGACCCCAGGCAGACCCGUCCGAUGAGAACAUCGACGAUGAGCCCAGAGCAGGCCUUCUUGGUAGUAGAUCUGACUGAGAGGCCUAAGUUAACGCUCACCAUCCAUGGGAGGCGCUUUGAAGGCAUCUUAGACACCGGCGCCGACCGCAGUAUCAUCUCCUCUCAUUGGUGGCCGAAGGGCUGGCCACUGGUGAAGACGGACCAUGCG